AUGGCCGACGCAUUGAAUCUCCAGAACGCCCUCAGCGUAGCGCGAAACAUCCCCGCCCUCACAGGCACCGUGACGGUCGUGGACGACGCCGGAAAGGUCGUGACCACUUCCAAAAACAUCUUCUCCGCCUUCAAGUCCGCCCGCGAAGCCUACAAAGCCCGCAAAGCCGAGAUCGCCUCCGAGCGCCACGGCGAAGCCACGCAACGCCGCCUCGAGGCCCGCCGCCCGGAGCCCCCGCGCCGCGAACACCGCUCCCACAGACAGAUCACCGCCUCCUCCACCGACGACCCCACCACCACUACCGCCGCCGGCGGCGACGACAGCCAGCGCAAAAAGGACAAGAAGCGCUCCAAGUCCCGCAAGCACCGCGGCGACGACGACGCCGGCGAGGGCUCCUCCCGCCGCGGCAGUGGAGCGAUGGUCCGCCGGGGCUCGGCAGACACGAUGCAGACGGAGACGACGCUGGUGACGCCCGGCGCGCACGCGCAGCAGAUGGCGAUGCUGCACCAUAACGCGUCGCUGCUGACGCUUGCGCCGGCGGCGAUGUUUGUUGGCGGCGACCCGCUCGCCGAGUCGCUGCACGGGCUGCUGAUGACGCUGCAGAGCACCAUCGACGAGAUGUCGUGCCUGACCGCCGGCAUCGGCGAGUUCAUCAGCGAGCUGCAAAAAGUCCCCGACACGCUCGCCGUCGUCGGGCUGACGCUCGCAGAGAUCUCCGCGCUCGUGGCCAAGAUCUCGCCGGCGGCGAUCAUGGGCAUGAAGAGCGCGUUCCCCAUCAUUUUCGGCCUGCUCAGCUCGCCGCAGUUUGCGGUUGUGGCGGGCGUGGGCAUGGCGGCGACGGUGGUGGUUCUGGGCGGGCUGCGGAUCGUGGCGAAUAUGGCGGGCGUGGGCGAGAAGGAUGAGGAGGAGGAGGAGGAGCGGGACCUGGAUCUGGAGUUUGGCGUCACGCAGCUGCCGGACGAUAUCGAGGAACCGGAGCCGCCGAGGCGGGCAGCGACGGAGCCUGUGCCUGUGAGGGCUAUCAUGCCGGCGCCGGUGCAGGCCGAGGGCCCGUUUGGCGCGCAUGGUGUGGGGGGUGCAGCGGCGGACGAGCGCGAGAUGAGGAAGCGGAUGAAGAGGCGCGAGAGCGAGAGUGCGGCGGUGAAGGUGGGCAGGGCGGAGAAGCCGCUGAAGGCGGUGUCGCCGGAGAAGGAGCGGGAGAGGGAGAGGGAGAGGGAGAGGGACCGCUCACAUAGGGACCGCCCGAGACUGGAGCGCGGGGAGAGCAGCCGCAGACAUGAGAGGUCGGAUAAAGAUAGGAGUGAGCGCCGCGAGAAACGGGAUAAGAGUGAGAGGCACGAGAGGAGCGACCGCAGCGAUCGGAGUGGUGGGAGCGGCGGACACGAGAGGAGUGAUAGACACGACCGACACGAACGCAGCGAGAGAAGUGAAAGGGGAGAGAGGAGCGAGAGGAGUGAUAGGGAUAAGAAGAAGGAGAAGAAGGAGAAAGAGCUGCCGCCACUACCGCCCGCGGCCGCACCGACGUCAAAGUUCUCCUUGAUCCGGCGAGCGACGGCGCCAGCGGCACCAAUGGAGCAGCAGCAGCAGCAGCAGAGGCCGGCGGCGCCGAAGCGGACGCCGACGGGGCUGAGUGCGUUUUCAUUGGGGUCGUCGAAGGCGUCGUCGGCGUCGGCGUCGGCGGUGGCGGCGGAGGAGAGGCCCGCGCCACCGAAGCGGACGCCGACGGGACUGGGUGCGUUUUCAUUGGGGUCGUCGAAGGCGUCGUCGUCGGCGUCGGCGUCGGCGGUGGCAGCAGAGGAGAGGGAGAAGGUCAAGCCGAAGAAGAAGAUGUUGGCGUUCUUUGAUGGGCGGUCGUAG
Messenger RNA from Morchella sextelata, 1857 nucleotides. RefSeq lists its product as uncharacterized. The record is from RefSeq and is a predicted model, not a curated record. The coding region runs from base 1 to 1857 and encodes 618 amino acids. NCBI's taxonomy places the organism in Eukaryota, Fungi, Ascomycota, Pezizomycetes, Pezizales, Morchellaceae. The transcript is spliced from 2 exons.